Oncorhynchus kisutch (coho salmon) is the source of this 4533-nucleotide messenger RNA. RefSeq names its product FAM3 metabolism regulating signaling molecule A (gene fam3a). NCBI's taxonomy places the organism in Eukaryota, Metazoa, Chordata, Actinopteri, Salmoniformes, Salmonidae. The transcript has 10 exons. The record is from RefSeq and is a predicted model, not a curated record. Bases 1227 to 1916 code for a protein of 229 amino acids.
UGGCCCGAUGCACCGGGUGUGUAGAGUUUUCUCUUGAGGACCAAUGGAGUCAAAGACAAUUCAGUAUGAAGAUAGGCAGGAACUGCUUCUCCAAUAGAGAUCUCCGAUAACGCUUGUAGGCGAUGUCAUGGCGACGUUGGCUAGCUAAGCUCAUAGAUGCGGUAAAAAAAAAGUCAAUGAACUUGACCAAAACAAUGGAAUUGCCAUGGAAACGCGUGGGUGAAAGGGCGGUUGGGGAAACCGCAUCAAUACGGAGAAACACGUCAUCGGGUCUAACGGUCGAUUCGACCGGUGCGAGUCCUUCAAUUCAAAGGCACUCCUUCGAUGUAAUGGUGUUUUUGACAAAAAUGAAAACGUGUCAGUCUGUCACUUUCAGGAGGUUGGAGUAAUACCAUGUUCAACUAAAGACGUUGCCUCGAAUCUAGAAAAUUAACAACUAAGGAAUCAUUUUUUUCUUCUCUCACUGACUUCUGAAAACCCAAACCCCGGCCUGUUCAUCUUGUUCGGUCGAGCAAGCGUUCCCGAAAGUCUCGCGAUAUUGCAUCUCUGUGUUUAGAAACUAUGUGAUGGAAUUGUUUAACUAACAAAACUCCGUUACCCGGGGUACCGGGCCAUGCAAAUCGAAUUCGACCAAUGUUGCCAGAAUUUACGUUAGAGCUGGUGCUCUUCUUAAGUCAGUUUUUAUACCGGUUUAGACUAGGGGGUAAGUGUAUUUCAAGUCAUAUUUUCUGAGUUUUUCUAAUCCAUUCUCGCUUCAUAUUAGUUUAUGUAAUGCAUAUGGGUGAAGAUAUCCCAUCAUAUCGUCAAGAUGUUUUUAUGUAGCGUAGAAAAAUUUACGCGCGGAUGAUAAACGAGCCCAUGUUGCGCAUACCCGUGACCGACGUCAUCGACAAAAUAUAAGGCUCAAAACGAAUCCGGAAAAUCGCAAGCUUGAUGAAAUAAACAUAAAUCCUGCGUACUUGUCAAAACUGGAACGAAUCAAACCUUAGAGAUGGUCAACUAAGACGUCCAAAUCAUAUUUCAUUGGCUUACUUUUUUGCUUCAAAGUGUGGCUUCCCAGCAAAUGUGUAUUUUCACGAGGGGAAAGUCUUGAGGUUUCCUUGGAAGAAAAAGUCCCAGGUGACGAACUGGCGAUUUACCAGCUGGGACAAUCGAUUAUUCAUCCUCUUUUAGACAAUAGAACUACUUGCCUGUCUGCCCUUGCUUCUGAAAUAAAUAAAUAAAUAAUGAGAUUGGCAGGGCCAAUGCGAGCUGUGGCUGUGCUGCUAUUGCUGGGCCUCACAUGGGUGUUAGCCAGCUCCAUACUCGGAGGGGACAGCAGCUCAUUGGUCAAACACUUCUUCAGUGGGACAAACGAGGAGCCAACAGCUGAGACCAAACCACGCAGGUACAAGUGUGGUCUGUCGGCUCCAUGUCCUCAGAAACAUCUGGCCUUCCGUCUUGUCUCUGGAGCCGCCAACGUCAUUGGGCCCAAAAUCUGCCUGGAGGAUAAGAUCCUUGUGAGCAGUGUCAAGAACAAUGUUGGCAGAGGACUAAACAUUGCUUUAGUAAAUGGGGUAUCGGGAGAGCUCUUAGACACUAAAUCUUUUGAUAUGUGGGCAGGAGAUGUAACUGACCUGUUGAAGUAUCUACGGCCCCUACAUGAGGGAACACUUGUGUUUGUAGCUUCCUUUGAUGAUCCUGCCACAAAGUUGAAUGACGAGGCACGUCGUCUGUUUGAGGAGCUGGGUAGCACAGUAGUGAAGGAGCUCACCUUCAGAGACAGCUGGGUGUUUGUAGGAGCCAAGGGAAUCGAGAACAAGAGUCCUUUCGAACAGCGUAUGAAGAACAGUAAGAGCAGUAACAAGUAUGAAGGCUGGCCGGAGUCUCUCGAAAUGGACGGCUGUAUCCCCCUCCGUGCCCCCUUAGAGAAUUAAACACUCUCUGCAGGUACAUGUAUCCCUUCCUCCACUCUCUCCUAAUGAGUGCACACUCAUCAUCAUGGAUUUAACGAUGGUGGGACCCCUCCAGCCAAUGCUUAGGCCCGACACCGAUCCAAUGCUCUUAAUAACGCGGAGUGUGCAAGACAAGUGCACAUUUUGGGAGACGGGUGGAGUGUUGGAAUGCAGACCGUUUAAGGACUAGCACCUUUUGAGACCCAAUGUUUCUCUGGUUCUAAGGUUAGCAACACAUAUCUAUUUGAGAAACUGUUGCAGCAGAAGCAUGGACGAUGAUUGUUUGACUUCCUCGAUUUCCAGGCUUCGUCGCGUUCAUUCUGAUUAGUGAGACUUGGGAUGGACUGGGACCAGAAUUAUAUAUAUUUUUCUUUCAUUGAGGCCCCUGUUAUUAGCCAAACAAUGAUCAUUUUGUGCAAAAACAACCAUUUAAAACAGGCCGAAUGGUCUUAAGAUGGACCAGCCCAUCUGGCAUUUGUCAGAACUGCCCUAUGGCCAGUCUGUCCCUGAUGAGACUCAGGAGUAUGGUAUUGGUAAUGUAAGACAACAGUUAAGUUGGACAAAAAAAUGCUCUGUUACAAAAUCAUGGAACUACAGGCUCCUACAAUACUUUUUCUGUUUUUGGUCAAGUAACACAUGCUGCAAAGGACAUCCCUUGAUUGAUUGGAAUCUCACUGUGACAAUGCUGGAGCUCAAUAGGCUAGCUUGACUGAUGGUUGAAGCAACUGUUUGCACUUGACAUCUGAACUUGGCAUUUAUUUAAUCAUUUGAGGCCUAAUAACUUUGCUGAAAUAACAGGUGACCACAGAUCGAGGUAAGGGAUAUUUCAGAGACCAAAUGUUUGAUGACCAAAUGCAUAGAAGUGGAAAAAGGUCCAAAAAAAAUACAUGUAAAUGCUUGACAGAAAUGAAUAACUGAAACAAGUUUAAAAAAAAUAAGAGGCCAGAGAACACUGCCUAUCUGAAUGGACAUUGACCAGAAUACAAUUUAGGUAUAAUAGAUAGUAAGUAGUUUAUGAGCAAUAUGUUAUUGCUGGCUGUUCUAAGAUCUGUUUUGUGCUAAAUUAAGAUUAAAAUACAUUCAUAUUUUGUACCCUAGGUUUAAUAUAAAAAAAUUAACGAUUUCAAUUAAGUUGUGGCUGUCUGCUAUAGUGCCAACUCCUUGUCAUUCAUUGUCAUGUCAAACAUUUGGCUUGACAAUGGGCAAGUGCAAUUGAGUUGCAAGGGGCACAAACACAUCUGGGACCAGGCUAAAGUGCUGAAAAUUCCCACCUUUUAUAGAUAACUUGCUGUGCAGCAAUCAUUGUUUGUUUAGCAAAUGUAUACAGUGUCUUUGAGUAAUCUUGUGUAUUUGGCGUGGAAUAGAACUAGCCUAGUCUAGAAUCCUAAAGAAACUUGUUUUUACACCUCGUAGGCUAUAUUCAUGAAUUGUACACUAGAGUGACGACAUUAGUGCCUAAGAUAAAUAUUAUCUUUUGAAAUUGUACUGUUAGGUAACAACACUUUCCACGUGUCUCAGGCCUUGUCUUUAUUUUGUUAUUUGUGUAACUUUAUUUGCAUUUUCAAAGACAAUCUCUUUCCCUGGAAAAGGUUUGAUAUUUAUCUCAGUUUCCUCUUUGAAUUUGAUAGUAAAAUAUACAUGAUUUGUUGCAUUUAGAAUACACUGAAAACAAGCAAACCAUAAUGUUUUAGGUUUUGGUCCAGAAAUAGACAAAGUGCUAUGAAACCAAGUGUACUGUAGAAUUCUUAAUAUUCAUUUUUGUGACAAACUAUUUUGUAAGUUAUUAAAAGAUCUCAAUAUUCUCUGUGUGCUGUGCGGUUUAGCCUGAGUGCCAGUCUGUGCGAUCAUGCCAAAUCCUUGUCAAUGAUUGUCAUGGCUUGGUAAUGGAGUUGGCAAGAGCACAUACAGAUCUGGGACCAGGUUAGCUGUGGGUCAGUAAAUUAAAAUACUACCUAGAGUGUAUUUUAUAGGCAAUCCUUUUGUGAAGUAUGAGUGCAUGUAAAGUAUGUAUUAGGCAAUUACUGUCAUGCAUUAUGGGUUGAUGUAAGACAAUAUGAAAGAUUGAAUAAGCUCAUGUCAGCUGAACUUAAAGAAGAUCAGAUCGUAUGUAUCAAGUGUUGCCGAGUAGGAGUGCUGAUCUAGGAUCAGGUUCCCCUUGUCUAUGUUGGGCAAAACUGGUCCUAGAGCAGCACUCACUCUUUAGACACAUAACACAUACAGUACAGCCCCUGGUCCCUCCUGUCCAUGUAAUCCUGUGAAUUAUGCUUAAAAAAUAAAUCGAUCAGGACUCAGACGCUUGAAACAUGCAACAGCCCUAGACCUGUGGGAAAUUGUUCAUGUAUAAUGUCGCAUCAUGCUUCAGUCUUGCACUGUGCAGCGACAGCGGUCAUUUCAUUAGUACACCAGGGGGCGCCAAAAUACUUGUUCAUAUUGCACUUGAGCCUCUAUAGAUGGGUUGGUUGUUUAGCAACAAAACCAACGCGUGCGCAACUAUGGGACAAAAUACGGUUGUCUUAGAUAUAUGUAAACUAUAUUUCGUCUCCAAUGUUUGAAAUUAACUUGCACUUGUCUCUCAAAUAAAUCGUUACAGUUGGUUGAA